Trematosphaeria pertusa is the source of this 1208-nucleotide messenger RNA. RefSeq lists its product as uncharacterized. The coding region runs from base 8 to 997 and encodes 329 amino acids. NCBI's taxonomy places the organism in Eukaryota, Fungi, Ascomycota, Dothideomycetes, Pleosporales, Trematosphaeriaceae. The transcript is spliced from 2 exons. The record is from RefSeq and is a predicted model, not a curated record.
CUAAAACAUGCAUAGAGCGCUGGACGACGAAUUCGACACUCUAUUGGGGAAGUGCCGGAAUUUCGUGGCAUUUAUGGAUGGGAAGAUGUCUUGCAUUCAGAAGUCAAUGCAGGAAGCUACGGAAGCGAUCGGACGGCGGGGCAAUGGGUGGGAGAGUGUGAAUAUUUUCUCCCCUCCCAUUACUUGCGAGAUCCUGCGCGGACUCCAGGAGCAGUCGACACCACGAGAACUGUCGUACGCUAAUUACAUCCGCAAGCACAUGUACAAGAUUGAGGAGAUAUCCAAACACGAGGGCUUCGACCCUGAUUGGUUUAUGAAGCUGUUAGAAGAGGAGAUCACACGUGUCUAUGUUAUGCCAAACGGAGGUAUACAGGCAGCACUCGAGCUGUAUCUCGACGUAAAGAUCGAUAUUCUCCAAUCGCCGGGCGAAACCAUAAGUUGCAUGACGCAAUACCAUGAACAGAUAACCCAAAAAAUCUGCGACAUUCUCCAGAUUCUCAUCUACCAAGGCCGCCCGUUUCUCAACCUCGCUCGAACUUGCCGAAGGCUCCGAAAACGAAUGGACCGGAAUGAGUGUGGAGGAGACGGAAGUGACAAGUGCGUAUACAACCUACUCUUACCCACGUUGGACAUGCUGCAGCGCUAUUCAUAUACCGAAAUACAAGAAAAUGUCCAUAAUGCCAUUGGACACCGCUUGCCUGCCGAGCUCACGCAUCUAGUGUUCGAAUACACUAUGGCCUCCGAAGAAGUUCCACUCGACCCAAGGAUCUUCGUAGCUGCGAAGCACAAAGACAUAACAAUUCGUUCCCGGAAAGCACGCCAGGCCUGUAGACACUACAGACCUGCUUGUCGAGACUAUAUGCUUCUGUCCGAAGACCGAUAUUACACUUAUGGACCGAAUUGGAUCGAGACUAUCCCCGAAUUCCCGCACCAUGAUCCGUCGAAAAGAGAGGAGGAGCUAGAUUCUUUAAAGCAUAACGCAUAUCUAAUAUGGUAGGGCAUUUAUUGUACGAGAGAAGUCGGGCGUUGAUAUGGGACCUGCCAAAAUGGAACUUCGGGCUGUGUUGAUUUCUUUCACGGUUGCAAGUAUCCGAGCACGCCCGACACGCUGGAUACUAACUUGGCGUCUUUGCCGACUAUGCCGCGUCUUGUCAAUAAACUAAGUCCUGCAUUCUCAGACUUAAAAAAGCUUCAUCCUCGAGUUCAAC